UAUGUUAGCGGUAAUGUAUGUAAUACGUUAUUUUAUUAAAUAACUAGUUAUUCUAUAAAAUUCCUAAAUAUGUUCGUUAAUAUAUAAAUUACACGGUUUUACUAGUUAAUAUAUAAAAUACCGAUUGGGUUUUCGUUAAUGUAUGAAAUUUAUAUCAUUAGGUAGAUAUGACCGGGACUGGAUUAGAUAACAUACAAAAUUUGUUACCGUUGUUGUUAUUAAUAAAAAUAAUAAGAUAAGAUAGUAUUGAACCACACCAUUUGGCAUAGACUAGACUUAUUCGUGUGACAGUGUACUGCGAGUUUACUUACUAGUUAGUUUAAUUAUUUUUAGUGUUGUAUAGUGUAAUAACUAAUAAGUGUGCUUUAAAAUGAAAACCAAAUUUGAUACAAUUAUAAAAAAUACAACAACAGAACGUAAUAACAGCACGUUUUUGCUGAAAGAAAAAUAUGAUUCCUUAAUAAGUGAAGUGAAACGUAUUAAAACAGGAAAAAAAGAAUCGCCACGUGAUUAUUGGUUAGUACAACGGUAUGAUGUGAUAGAAGUGCAGGGUAAUGAAAAACUUAUACGUCCAAUGAAAGAAAAUUCUGAUAUUAUAUUUUACGUCCACGACGAAGAAUUAUAUGAUAUUUUACUUAACAUUCACCUAUCUAUUGGACAUGGUGGUAGAGACAGAAUGAUGUAUGAACUGAAAAAAAAAUAUAAAAAUAUUACUCAAUCAAACGUCAAAAUUUUUUUAAAUUUAUGUGAAUCAUGUGUAAAAAAACAAAAAAGUGAAAAAAAAGGUAUCGUGACAAAUCCUAUGAUUUUUUCUGAAUUAAAUAGUAGAUGUCAAUUAGAUCUUAUUGAUUAUCAAAGUCAAGCUGAUGGUGAAUAUAAAUUUGUGUUGGUGUAUCAAGAUCAUUUGACAAGGGUUUUUUAAAUGUACAUGCCAACAAAAGUGCACCACAAAACGGUGCAUAUGUUUAAAAAAUAAUUUACUUUGUAAUU
This is a messenger RNA of Myzus persicae (green peach aphid), 990 nucleotides long. Its product is annotated as KRAB-A domain-containing protein 2-like. The record is from RefSeq and is a predicted model, not a curated record. NCBI's taxonomy places the organism in Eukaryota, Metazoa, Arthropoda, Insecta, Hemiptera, Aphididae. The transcript is spliced from 2 exons. Bases 371 to 922 code for a protein of 183 amino acids.